Molecule: messenger RNA, 9394 nt
Organism: Mytilus trossulus (common blue mussel)
Lineage: Eukaryota; Metazoa; Mollusca; Bivalvia; Mytilida; Mytilidae
Product: cortactin-binding protein 2-like
Exons: 22
Coding region: 217-4803 (1528 amino acids)
Molecular function (GO): ATP binding; ATP hydrolysis activity; protein binding
Source: RefSeq, a predicted model, not a curated record
UUGUCACGUGACCAAAUAUUAAAUUUCUGCAAACAAUAUGAUCAAAAGACUCCAAAUAAUUAGAUGCCCUGGAGCGUAAACACUUCAGUGCAACUAGAUGUACACAAAAGACCACGUGUUAACAUGUUGUUAAUUGUUAAUUAUUGGUUUCUAAAGAUUAAUGAGUGAAACAUCAAAGGAAAGCUGAACUGACAUUUCAUUUGUUUUCGAUCCAAGAUGGCGGGUCGAAAUGUUCGACAACAGCAGCCUAGUAUAUAUGAUACACCCGAAAAGUUACAGUCAAACACUCUAAAGAGACAUCCAAAGAUGGAUUUGAGCAAAAAUGAAUUAUUGAAAUUGUUGAGUUAUCUUGAAGGUGAAUUGCAAGCCAGAGAGGUUGUCAUAGCAACACUUCGGUCUGAAAAAGCCAAACAACUUAUAUAUCAAGCAAAAUAUGGAAAAGUGAACACAACAGAUCCUUUCUUAGCUUUACAAAGAGAUACGGACAGACUGAACGAUAACAGUUUUGAUGAAGGUGCUAUAAAAUCUAUGUAUGACAACCAACUGGCUCAGUUAGAAAAUCUAAUAGCAACACAGAGAAAGGCACAGAUGAAAAUGAGAGAACAGUGUUCUGUUGCUGAGAAAAAACACAAUAAGGUUUGCCAAGAAUUAGAAGAUGAGAAACGUAAACAUGCUCAUGAUACUGCACAAGGUGAUGACGUUACAUACAUGUUAGAGAAAGAAAGAGAAAGAUUAAAACAAGAGAUUGAUUAUGAAAAGAAUCAGAAUAAAAAGAUUGAAAAAGAUCUUAAGAAAACACUAGCAAGUCUUGAAGAGGAACGUGCUAAUUCUGUGAAACAUAAACAGGUUGCAGUUAUGCUUAUAAAGGAACAAAAGAAACUCAUAGAAAAAUUAAUUCUUGAUAGAGAGAAACUGAAAAAGUAUGAAAAUGCUCUAAAAGAAGAGAAGAACAAACAUGUAAAUGUUGUGGAAGGACUUGUGGAGGAGAGUAAAAAAUCAUUGAAAAUGGAGGCAGUGAUGGAAAAACAGUGUAGUGAUUUUGAUGUUGAAAGGGAACAAUUAAAAGGAAAGCUUGCCAAAGAGGAAGCCAAAAAUAAAGAACAUCAAAUUGAAAUAGAAUCCUUAAGGAAGCAAAUAGAAGCCUUACAAAAACAUGUUCAUAAAGAUUCUAUACAGAGCAUUGAAAUUAGGUCAACAGCAUCUCCACGUCAAUCGGCAGAUGUUUCACCAAAAAAUGUGCCAAAACAGAGUGACAUGAAUGUGAUAACAGACACUCAAAACAGAGUUAUGUCCCCUGUUUAUACUGAAAGUGAGGUUCAAAGGAAGGCUCGUUCUAUAACAAUGUCUCCCGAUAGAUCCAGGGAAACUUAUGCAAGGAAAAGUAACUCUGAUGUUCGUUUUGCACCUGUUGGUGCUGCUUCAAAUGACAAAAUGGGUUUCGAAACUUCUCGAGGUGGUUCUAAGAUGUCAUCCAUAUCUUCAACAACGAUAUCAGGAGGUGGAAAAGUUCUGACUGUUAAUGUGAGUGGUCAUCCUAAUGUUAGUCUUUCAUCUGGGAAUGUGUCACCAAGGAAAAUGGUACCAACAGGUCGUGGUACUCCACCCCCUUUACCACCCAACAAACCAGUUUUGUCAGCCGUAUCAACCUCAAAACCAGCUCCGCCCCCAAAGGUGGGUAUUUCAUUAACCAAAGAUGGGGCCGCUAGGUCACCUAAAGCAGUACACAUACCUGUCAGUGUGGUGCACAGCAGUGGGACUGAAACCUCAUCGGUCAGGAAACCCACCACACAGUUAAGUCCUGAGAAUGCUGCUUUAGAUGUUGAAACGCCCCCUACUUCCUCUGAUCCUUUGGAAUUCCUCGGGCCAGAAAUGGCUGAUCUACAACAACUUCUUACUACUAUUAUGUCAGAUUCGGAUACUACACAUAAUGAAAUAGACCCUACAUCAUCAUUGCAGCAGUCAGCUUUAUCAUCAUCAUUAUCUUCAUCAUCCUCUGCUAAUGAAAUUGAAGCUUCUCCUCUCCAUAAAUUCUCAUUUGAUGGCAACUUUGAUUCUCUGCGGAAACUUAUAUUAGAAUGUGAUGCGGAUGUAAAUCUUCCUUUGAAAGAUGGAUCAACACCAUUGCUUAAAGCUGCUGAAAAGGGUCACGAUGGAUGUGUGAAGUUAUUGUUGGAGUAUGGAGCCAAUCCCAACUCGGUGAGAGAUGACAGAUUUAGUGCAUUACAUGCAACAGCCAUACAGGGAUAUAAAGUAUGCUUAAAGUUGUUGUUAGAUCAUGGAGCUAGUCCUAACCAUGGUGAUUACAAUAGUUGGACAGCUUUACAUUUAGCAGCUACAGAGGGACAUACUGAAUGUUGUCAUUUACUGUUAGAACAUGGAGCUAAACUCAAUAGUAUAUCAAAUACCACAUGGACACCAUUACACAGUGUAGUGCAUUCAAAUCUUGCUGAAUGCUUGAGAUUUUUGUUGACUUACCAUCCUAAAUCUGCUUCACGGACUUACAACUUAAAUGAAGUAGUUGAUUUAUCUGAUAAAGAUGGCUGGACAAUCACCCACAUAGCAGCUACUCAUAAUACUCCAGAUUGCUUAGAUGUAAUAUUGAACCACUGUAAUGUAGAUUUAGAGAAGAAAGAUAGAUGGGGUAGAACUGUGUUAGAUGUUGCUUCCCCACAAUGUAAUCAAUACCUUAGACAAAUAGUUGAUUCCAAAGAUGUUUCCCUAUCAGUGAUACUAGAAAUUUCCUAUGUUUCCUCAUCCAAUACAGAUAUGUUUACUUUACCAACACAGAAAUUUAACAUUGGAAGUGUAUUGCUCGCACCAAACACACCAUGGGUCAUAUUGGAGAAUAAAUUACAGUUUGUUUUGACUUCUUUCUUAUCACAGCUAGACGUUGGUUUGAAAACAAAAAGAACCAGUAGAUUGGAUCCAGAAAUAGGCGGAGACAGCAUGCAGUAUUCACUAGGAAUCAAAUUUGAUAUUCUAGAUAGGUUUAUGCUAGGUAGAUUUGGUUGGAAGAAAGGUGACAGUUUUCAACAACUGCCAUAUGAUGUAAUGUGCAAUAAUAAGGCUAAUACUGUCAGUAUUAUAGUGGAAAAUAGUAUAGAAGCUUUGGCCUGUGAUGUUUUGUUCCCAGUGUCUGUUCUACAAAAUUACAUUAGAUUGCUUGAACAUUACAAAAGUGUAGUGUUUUAUGGUCCUGAUUCUACAGGGAAGACCUACUUAGCCAGAAGAUUAGCUAAUUAUAUCGCUAAAAAAGAGCAGGAAACAGGAAAGAUUACAGAAAUACACCAUGUUUCACUGCAUGAAAAUUAUAGUCACAAUGAUCUAGUCAAAUUACUGAAAAAUACAGGUUGUAUGGUAAAAGAAGACAAUGAAGAAGCUGAUUGCAGAGCCCCUAUUUUGAUUCUAGAUAAUUUAGAUAAUAUAAACAUUGCUGAGUUGUUUGGACCUUUACUGAAUGCUGUGGAACAUAGAGGACAGUUUCAUUCUUUUACUCUUAAUGGUGCUACAGACGAAGGUGGUGAAGAUCUCUACUUCUUUGUAGAUAAUUUAUACAUACUGGGAACCAUGAAUAAAUCAAGGUCUAUUGGGUUGGACUUUGGUAUACAACAGAGAUUUCGAUGGGUACAUCUACGUAUUGACAUUGAACCCAUACGUAACUUGUUAGCUAGACAUCUACUUAGAAGAUUUAUUCAUAUAAACAAGGGCCAGUUGCCAUCUUCAGACAGUACAAUAUUUCGAGCUGUGGAAUGGGUUGUUUGUGUGUGGCAGAGACUGAAUGAUGGUUUAGGAAAACUUGGUCUACCAGAUGUGGUGUUUGGUCCUUAUCAGUUUUUGUCUUGUCCCCUGGAAACUCUUGAUCCACAAAGUAUUCAAAGUUGGAUGGCAACAAUGUGGAAUAAUGUUAUUUCUCCUGUUGUCAAAGAAGCUGUGAUAAAGAACAGUGGAAAAGAUGCCUCAGAUAUUGGCCAACAGAAAGUUGUCAGUACAGCGUUAUAUGUCUUAAUGCAAAGGGCUGUUGUACCAGGAUGUCCAUUGUCUGGUCAAGAUAAAGAACAUUUCCUUCACAGUUUAUCUGGUACUAAUGAACUUGAUAUUCCAAUAAAACAAGAUAAGACAUCAAAAUCAACUGGACUUUCUAGACGUUCGAGGGAGAAUAGUCCAGUCAGAUUACAGAGGAAUUCAAUAGGAAGUGACAGUAAACCUGACAUCAUGUUGGCCUCAUCCAGUAUCAAAAGGAGAAGUCUCUCCGAUAUGUCUCUUCAAUCUACUUUUGAAACAGAAGAAAUAAAACAGGACCCACAACAGGCCAAAGUUCCCAAGUUAGAAAUUAGAUCACCUGUGAUAUUCUCUAGAAACUCCCCAUUACGUGCCUCAACACCUGCUGGGAACUUUUGGGAACCAGACAAUAACUCUUCACCCAUAAUUAGAUCUUACAGUGUAUCAAAUCGUCCAAAUUCCUCCCAAGGAAGGAGCACUUCAAAUAUCCCACAAGUGUCUAGGAGGACAAGAUCAUCAGAAAAUUUAACAACUUUCGGAAGUCCUUAUGGAUUUAGCAAGCUUAAUAAUAACAAUAUCACACCAAAAUUAAAGUCACCAUUUUCUUUUUCUCUGGCCACACCAACUUCAUCUUUAACUUCAUUUAAAUUCUUGGAGGCCAAAUCAAAAGUAUCUACAGGAAGUCAUAUAAAGCGUACAGCGCGAAGGAGUUUAGAUUCUGCUGACAGACAGUUUAGCGCUUUACCUACCAGGAAUGAUAGACGAUCUUUUCAACCCGACCAUUAUCUUGGUACAAAUUGUUGAGAACAAAAGUUAUGUCCCAUCAAUGUGUUCAAUUAUUUAUUGUACUGGUUUUAUUUUAUAUAGGAAAUUUGAAUAAUGGUUUCUCAACAGCAUUGUUUUGUUUGUUAUGUUUAGAUAGAUAAACUAUUUGUUCUGGAGUUUAUUUUAGAUGGUAAAAUUGUUAAAUGUUUUAUGAUCUGUCAGACACCUACUUGCUGUUUUCUGAUACAUAAUGAAUUAUCAAUGGCAGUAUGCUUAUCAAGACACCAAAUACUUCUAAAUUGGUAUUUUGUUUAUAUUUUUUUAUUUUACCUAUGACAGAUUAUUUUUGAAGUAAUGACUUUUUAAAACCAGUAGGGCUGACAUAUAAAUUUAGUACAAAUGUUCUUAUUAUUUACAUUGGCAAUGAGAGGAAAGGGAAAGAAAAUCUCAGUUUACAUGAUAAUAGUCAAGUGUCAUUCAUAAAUCUAUUUAAAAUUUAAUAUUAUUUAGCAAUUAAUUUAUAUUCAGGAUAAAUUUACAGAAACGAACUUUUAUAUGAUUAGCAGCUUGAAAUGCUCCAUGUUUCAAUGUUAAAACAGUUAUUUCCUUAUAAAUGUACUUUAUAAAUUUGAAGUAAAAUUUUAUGAAUCAGUGGAUAUGUCAAUGGAUAAUACAGGAAGUUUCGUAUUAGAAGCCAUUCACUUUUAAGAACUAGUUAAGUUUAUAAGUGUGUCAUUAAUUCUAUAGUGUUCCUUUCCUGGUUGAGAAGGUUCAAAAAAUCUAAAUCUUUAUGUUUUCAUAUUUUCUAAUUUGUUGUAUAUUACAUAAGAAUUAUUCCAAAUUGAUGCACAUUUAUUAGGUUAAAGUGUUAAGAUUGUCAUUAACAUGACCUAGAUAUUUAAAGUGUCCAAAGCUACAAGUAUGUCAGGUUGUGUAUUAGUCAUAUGGAUUUAUGAUAUCAUUUCAGUCAUGCCUCUCAAGUAAGCCAAAGAUCAUAGAUACAAAUGGGUCACUUUGUUUGAUAACUCCUUUAAUGCAAGCGUAUGAUUAAUUCAUUCACGGUUUGUUCUAUGUGAUUCUGUGGAAAUGAUAUGCUCAAAAGAUUCAUCCUUCUUUGUAUAUUACAUAUGUUUAAUAUUAAGCUUGUAUAGAAAAAAACAUAAACAGAUUUUAUAUACAGUACAUAUAUUUAUUUUGACUGUUUUGUUAUAUGUUGACGUCUGUUUCUCAAUUUAUUAAAUAAAUGAAAUAUAUAGCCUGCUAUAUACACAUUUUAAGGUGUGUAAUAAGUCACUAUCUAAUGUGAACCAUCUAAAUUGAAUUUUCACAGCUUUAGUGCUGAAUAAUGCUUUACAUUAUUUCUAGGUGUCAUAGAGAAUUUGUAUUAAGCCAAACAAAGACACCUUUCAGUUAUUAAAAUUCUGUACUUUAUGUUUUUUUAUUGAACAUAUUUAAUAGUGGCACAAGUGAGAAUUUUAGCAUUGUAUAUACUUCACCAGGAUUGUGCAAUUUGCAUCUGUUUAUUUUAUGUUUUGGAUGCUUUCAAAUUGCAAUUUUGAAAAACCAAUGUUGUUUUAUUUGAAGUUAUGGAUUUGUAUUAUGUUGAUUGAAAGAGUUGUUUCAGUAAAUAUUGAAACAUUUUAUUUUAAAAGGACCUUUUAAGUUUUUACAUGUAGGUUGUAAAAUUAUUUAUUUUAAAAUCAGGAAUCAUUGUUGUUUACACAUUACUGUUAAUGAAUUAAUGAGGAAAUUCUCAGUAAUUUUGUGACUCAAAUUUUAAUAUAGACAUGUAGUACAAGUGUAGUGUUAUACGUUGUGUCAUUGUGAAAGUACUGUAUAUUACUGACAUUAUUUUUGUAAAUAACUGCAUACAACUUGUAUCUGUAUACUAUAUAUGUGCCAAAUGAUAAUGUAAGAAAUUUGUGAUAGAAUUAUUAUGUAAAUUGUGAUAAUUACAAUGUAUAACAGUGGUAUACUAUAUCUGACUUGUAUUGGGCAUUCAUAAUAUUUUGUUAUUGUAUUUGAAAAUUUCAAUACAGAGGAUCUGCUAAAUUUGUCUGUAUUUUAAGUUCAACCCUUUAUAUAAUUUUAUAUAAGUUGACAAAGCUUCGCUCUCAACAUAUAUUUUCCAUGAAAAUUUUAUGGACAAAAUGAGAUUUUGUACUCAGUAACAAGCAGAACUCCUCCCUAAGUUGAAAGUUCAGUUGUAUGAACUAGUUACUGAUGGGGAAACUUUCUAUAAUAUGAGCAAAGUAUUCUGGAGCUUAAUGUGUCACAUUAGAUCAAACAGAUAUAGGGGAAAUAUAUUUGGAAUAUUUCCAUUUAUUUUAAGAAAUGAAAAUAUUUUAGAGUGCCAUUGAACAAAGUCUACCCUUAAUACAAUGCUCCAUAUAAGAUAUGUCAGACAAAUUCAGUCCUUGGAUCAAUGUUGAAAUAUUUCCAUGAAAAUCUAGGUAUCAUGAAGAGCAAUAUCACAGAAAUUCACAAAAAUUUGGAUAAGACAUUACUAAGUUGUAAAGCUUGUGUCUAAUCCAUUUGUCAUUUUGAACAAUAAAAUUUGUUUUAACUAAACUCAACAGAAAUUCAGGCUUCCUUCAGCAUAAUUAUAUACUUCUUCAACCAAAGCCUCUGGAAAUUUGCUGAUCUUGUGCAUGCAUUCUCACCAUAAUUUCCAUAACUACUUUCGAUGUUUUCAUGGUCAAGAAAAGCUUUUGUUUUUUUGUUUCUGUGACAUUUCAUUGCACAACAUUUUUUCAGCACAAUAAGAAUUAGAUAAUUCAUUGAGAGCUUAACUUAUUGCUUGCCACAGACUUUUUUUUCUGUCAUCCCAUAAAUUAAGAUGAAAAUGUUUUGAUAAAGUGCAUCGCUUACAAAACUGGUGCUUGUGAUAUCAUUAUGUAUUAAAAACAUGAUAAAUCAUAGAUCAAUUAAAUUAUAUCAUAAGUUGUGACUAGAUUUUUCCUGGGUUCUUUAUAACUUACCAGACUAUGUUGACAUCUGACAUUUGUUGAAGGUAUAACAGUGACCUAUUGAUGUGUUUAUCGACUAUAAAUAACGGAGAUAAAUGUUAGAUUACAAUGGGACAGAAUAAGGGAAUGAUGGGAAUGAUGGGGACACGGGUAACACUAUCUGUCGAGUUGUGGGGCAUAAAAAUUACACAAGUGUAGUUUACUGCUUUGAAAGGCAGGAAAAGAUGUAGAAAGUAAUCGAAACAAAAGGUGUUUCUUUUCUAUAGAAUAUAACAAUGAUCUUUUUUGUUAACACUGUACAAUGUAUAUAUUGACAAUUGUAUCUUAAAGAGCAAUAUUACGAAUUUUUCAAUGGUUUGUACAUUAUUUUGAUUAAACUUGAUUUAUUAAUGGAAUAGAAGAUCUGUACAUCAGGCAGCAUUUAAUGUAUAGGUUGUGUUUUAAUAGAGAUUAUAUUUAGUUGUUUGUUUUCUUUUUUUAAUCAUGUUGAUUAUCUUGCUUUUUUUUAAAAAUCUUAUUACACCAAAAAGUUUUUACAUGAAUAAUUUUCUGAAAUUCUUUUGCUGUAGAUCUCUUCAAUAAGUUCAUUUUCUGAAUACUGGAUAUUUAAUUAUAUAUAAUGAAAUGAGGAGUUAUUCCCAUGCGGGCCAUUUAAGAUUAAGGCUUUUCACUGCAGUUAUUUGCAGUUAUAUUUGUUUUACAUGAGUAUGAAUAUUUUACCUCUAACUUCUAAUUAUACUUGAAAUACCUGAUAAUGUAUAAAGAUAAGUAAUUGAUCUUUUAUUAUACCUCUUUAUUGCUUUCAAUCUGUAUCUUGUGAAGGGAAGUAACUCCUUUCAAAAUAUGUAAUUUUAGAAAUCAGUGCCUUCUAAAGGUGCUGUAAUAAGAUGUUUAAAUUGUUCUUUAUACAAAAAAGCUAUAUUUGUCAUUGUUUCAGACAUUCAUUGCUGUGAUUUUCAUUUCAAGAGCUUGGCUUUUAUAUUUGAUUCUCAUUAUGCCUCUUCUAAAUUGAAAAUAAAUGUCAUUAAAUUGGGCAUAGCUUUAUAUUUAGCUGGAAACUUAUACAUCAGUAUACAAUGGAGCAACAUGAUAACUUUUGUAUAUGGGAAGUUUGGAUAUCAGUUUAACAUUACAUAAAAUAGGCCAGUUUUAUGUCAGUUCCUUAAUUGAACACAUUUGUGUAUACCGGUAUGUGAAUUCAUAAAAAACAAAUAAGAUCAUAAAGUAUUUUUCUAAUUGUAAAUGAAAAUCCAUACAUAAUUAUUUCUCAAAUUUUGAUGCAUAAUAAGGUAUAGCAAUUUUUGGGAUAAGUUUUGCAUGAAAUGUGAGUAAAACUGUUCUGCCACUAGCUUGAAAUGCAUAUUUUCUAGGCCUCAAUCCUACAUUUGUGAGCAAAACGAAAAAAUAGUGGACUGAGAAUUAACUUUCUUUGGAUCCUUUAUUUAUCUAAUCUAAAAAUGUAUUAAAGGGACUGACUUAAAACUGACUAUUGCUUAUUGGAACAGGAAAGGAAAUAUUGUAUGCCAAAUUUCUAAGUGCUUCUUUAUUUCUCAACUAUUUAUAAUCAUGUCUCAUGGAAAAAUGGAUUCAGGAAAUCAGACAAUAAAAAUAAAUUAUCAAAUAAAUGAUUUUAGUUUCUUUUUUAUGUUUCUGGCCUUUAA